UUGUUGCUGAGGCGCGUUCACUGUCACAGAUAGCACGGCUCACCUGGACUUUCACUGCCAUGGACUUAACCCGGGAUAGCGCUGUGGAAAUGAUCCUGUGCUGACCCACUUCGGCCCGCAUUCUUCCUCCUCUUUGUGCCGCCGUGUUUCUUUAGCACCAGGUGUCGUCCACUCUGAGGAACCAUGUCGGAUAAGAUGUCCAGUUUCCUCCACAUUGGGGACAUUUGCUCCCUGUACGCUGAGGGAUCCACCAGUGGAUUUAUCAGCACUUUAGGGCUUGUGGAUGACCGAUGUGUGGUGCAACCGGACACAGGCGACCUCAACAACCCACCCAAGAAAUUCAGAGAUUGCCUUUUCAAACUGUGUCCCAUGAACAGAUAUUCGGCUCAGAAACAGUUCUGGAAGGCGGCGAAACCCGGAGGAAACAGCACCACCGACACCGUCCUCCUCAACAAACUCCACCAUGCCGCUGACCUGGAGAAGAAACAGAAUGAGUCUGAAAACCGCAAGCUGCUGGGAACCGUCAUCCAGUAUGGAAAUGUUAUUCAGUUGCUGCACUUGAAAAGCAAUAAAUACCUGACGGUGAACAAGCGCCUACCUGCGCUGCUGGAGAAGAAUGCCAUGAGGGUGACGUUGGACUCGGCGGGAAAUGAGGGCUCCUGGUUCUACAUCCAGCCCUUCUACAAGCUCCGGUCCCUGGGAGACAGUGUGGUGAUUGGAGAUAAAGUGGUCCUUAACCCUGUCAAUGCAGGUCAGCCUCUACACGCCAGCAGCCACCAGCUGGUCGACAACCCAGGAUGCAACGAGGUUAAUUCUGUAAAUUGUAACACAAGUUGGAAAGUGGUUCUGUUCAUGAAAUGGAGCGACAACAAGGAAACGAUACUCAAAGGGGGUGACGUGGUCAGGUUGUUCCACGCAGAACAGGAAAAGUUCCUGACUUGUGACGACCACAGGAAGAAACAGUACGUUUUCCUCAGAACGACCGGCCGGCAGUCGGCUACGUCUGCCACCAGCAGCAAAGCACUCUGGGAAGUAGAGGUGGUCCACCAUGACCCAUGCAGAGGGGGGGCAGGGUACUGGAACAGCCUGUUCAGGUUCAAACACCUGGCCACAGGAUGUUACCUGGCUGCAGAGGUCGGGGAGGUGAACCCAGACUUUGAGGAGGAGAGCGCGGAGCAGCGAUCCUCGGUGGUGGACUUUACACCCUUUAAUUUCCAGUUGGAUGCAGAUAAUGAAGCUCUGAGAGGUCGUCUCCGGGCGCCACAAGAGAAGAUCAUGUACACCCUGGUGCCGGUUCCAGACGGCAUGGAUAUAUCCUCCAUCUUUGAGCUGGACCCGACCACUCUGAGGGGAGGGGACUCCAUGGUGCCCAGGAGUUCCUACGUGAGGCUACGACAUUUAUGCACCAACACGUGGGUUCACAGCACCAACAACCCCAUCGACAAAGAGGAGGAAAAACCUGUGAUGUUACGGAUUGGAACGUCAGCAGUGAAAGAAGAUAAAGAAGCGUUCGCCAUUGUGCCAGUGCCUCCAGCUGAAGUGCGGGAUUUAGACUUCGCCAACGAUGCCAGUAAAGUGUUGGCGUCUAUCGCCGGGAAACUGGAGAAAGGAACGAUAACGCAGAAUGAAAGGAGGUUUGUGACCAAACUCCUGGAGGAUCUAGUUUUCUUUGUGGUCGACAUCCCUAACAGCGGGCAGGAUGUUUUGGAGAUCAUGGUCAACAAACCCAACAGAGAACGACAGAAACUCAUGAGAGAACAAAACAUCCUGAAGCAGAUUUUCAAGCUGCUCCAGGCCCCGUUCACAGACAGCGGUGAUGGACCCAUGCUGCGGCUGGAGGAGCUCGGAGACCAGCGCCACGCUCCGUUCAGGCACAUCUGCAGGCUGUGUUACAGAGUCCUGCGCCAUUCACAGCAGGACUACAGGAAGAACCAGGAAUACAUCGCUAAACAAUUCCGCUUCAUGCAGAAACAGAUCGGAUACGACGUCCUGGCAGAAGAUACCAUCACCGCUCUGCUGCACAACAACCGGAAGCUGCUGGAGAAACACAUCACGGCUGCUGAGAUAGACACAUUCGUUACUCUAGUGAGGAAGAACCGGGAGCCGAGGUUUCUGGACUACCUGUCUGAUCUCUGCGUUUCCAUGAACAAAUCCAUCCCUGUAACGCAGGAGUUGAUCUGCAAUGCCGUGCUGGACCCGGCCAACGCCGACAUCCUCAUUGAAACCAAAUUGGUCCUGUCCAGGUUUGAGAUUGAGGCGACACCGAACGGGGAGAAUCCUUUGGAGGCGGAGGAUGAGGAGGAGGUGUGGCUGUUCUGGAAAGACAACUGUAAGGAGAUCAGGAGUAAGAGCAUCAGGGAACUGGCCCAGGACGCCAAGGAGGGCCAGAAGGAAGACCAGGAGGUGGUCAGUUACUACAGGUGUCAGCUGAACCUGUUUGCCAGGAUGUGUCUGGACCGUCAGUACCUGGCCAUCAAUAAGAUCUCGGGUCAGCUGGAUGUGGAUCUGAUCCUUCGCUGUAUGUCCGAUGAAGACCUGCCCUUUGACCUCCGCGCAUCCUUCUGCCGCCUGAUGCUGCACAUGCACGUCGACCGAGACCCUCAGGAACAGGUCACUCCUGUCAAAUACGCUCGUCUGUGGUCCGAGAUUCCCUCCAAAAUUGCGAUUGACGACUACGACAACGACGGAACCUCCAGGGAUGAAAUCAAAGAGCGGUUCUGCCUCACCAUGGACUUUGUGGAAAAUUACCUGCGGGAGGUGGUUUCACAAAACAUUCCCUUCUCUGACAAGGAGAAAAACAAGCUCACCUUCGAGGUCGUAAACUUGGCGAGAAACCUCAUCUACUUCGGUUUCUACAACUUCAGCGACCUGCUCCGACUGACGAAGAUAUUACUGAACAUUUUAGACUGUGUUCAUGUCAGCACCAUCUACCCCAUAAACAAGAUGGAGAAGGGCGAGGAAAACAAAGGAGGCAGUAAUGUGAUGAAGUCCAUCCACGGUGUCGGCGAGCUGAUGACCCAGGUGGUUCUGCGAGGGGGCGGGUUGUUGCCGACCACGCCCACUCAUCAGCCUGAGGGCGACGUGGUUAAAACCCAGACGGAGCCGGAGAGAGAAGACAUCAUGGUCAUGGACACGAAGCUGAAGAUCAUCGAGAUCCUGCAGUUCAUUCUGAACGUACGACUCGACUACAGAAUCUCUUGCCUGCUCUGCAUCUUUAAACGCGAGUUCGAUGAGAACAACCAACAGGCUGAAACCACCACUGUCCAGAAUGGAACCAAUAAUGUGGCGGGUCAGAUGCCCGGAAAUCUGGACUUUGAGAACAUCGAGGAACAGGCUGAGGGGAUCUUUGGAGGAAGUGAGGAGAAUACUCCGCUGGACCUGGAUGACCACGGCGGCCGGACCUUCCUCAGAGUCCUGCUGCACCUGACCAUGCACGACUACCCCCCCCUCGUGUCCGGAGCCCUUCACCUGCUCUUCAGGCACUUCAGCCAGAGACAGGAAGUCCUCAUGGCUUUUAAACAGGUCCAGCUGCUGGUGACCAGUCAGGACGUGGACAACUACAAGCAGAUCAAGUCCGACCUCGACCAGCUGAGAUCGAUUGUGGAGAAAUCUGAACUGUGGGUUUAUAAGAGACAAGGAGAAGAUGGGAUGGAUGGAGAUGGACCGUCAGAGUCUGAUAGCAAAAAGAAGUGCGAUUCUCUGGACAAGAAGAAAACAGAAAGCACCAGCAGCUACAACUACAGGGUUGUUAAAGAGAUCCUGCUGAGGCUCAGUAAGCUGUGUGUCCAGGAGGGAAGUUCAGGGAAGAAGAGUAAGAAGCAGCAGCAGAGGUUACUGAGGAACAUGGGAGCUCACAGUGUGGUCCUGGAGCUCCUACAGAUCCCAUAUGAAAAGGGUGAGGACGUCCGAAUGCAGGAGAUCAUGAAACUGGCUCACGAGUUCCUGCAGAACUUCUGUGCAGGGAAUCAGCAGAACCAGGCUCUCCUGCAUAAGCAUAUAAACCUCUUUCUGAACCCGGGGAUCCUGGAGGCUGUCACCAUGCAGCACAUCUUCAUGAACAACUUCCAGCUCUGCAGUGAAAUCAACGAGCGCGUGGUUCAACACUUCGUCCACUGCAUCGAGUCUCACGGUCGACACGUCCAGUAUCUCAAGUUCCUGCAGACGAUCGUAAAAGCCGAAAACAAGUUCAUUAAGAAGUGUCAGGACAUCGUUAUGGCCGAGCUGGUGAACUCUGGCGAGGACGUUCUGGUGUUCUACAACGACCGCGCCUCCUUCCAGACGCUGGUCCAGAUGAUGCGAUCUGAGCGGGACCGUAUGGAUGAAAACAGCCCGCUGAUGUACCACAUCCACCUGGUGGAGCUGCUCGCCGUCUGCACCGAGGGCAAGAACGUCUACACGGAGAUCAAAUGCAACUCACUGCUUCCCCUGGAUGAUAUCGUACGGGUGGUCACACAUGAAGACUGCAUCCCCGAGGUGAAAAUCGCUUAUAUCAACUUCCUGAACCACUGCUACGUGGACACCGAGGUGGAGAUGAAGGAGAUUUACACCUCCAACCACAUGUGGAAGCUGUUUGAGAACUUCCUGGUGGACAUUUGUCGGGUGUGCAACAACACCAGCGACAGGAAGCAUGCGGACACCAUGCUGGAGCGUUAUGUAACUGAGACAGUCAUGAGCAUUGUCACGUGUUUCUUCAGCUCGCCUUUCUCUGACCAGAGCACGAGUCUGCAGAUGGCCCGGUAUAUGUAUGCGGCCUUUCUCGGAAAGAUAUCGGAGACUCGUCAGCCGGUCUUUGUGCAGCUGCUUCAGGGUGUGUUCAGGGUUUAUCACUGUAACUGGCUGAACCCUGUUCAGAAGGCAUCAGUGGAGGCCUGUAUUAAAGUCCUGUCAGACGUAGCUAAGAGCAGAGCCAUCGCCAUCCCGGUGGACCUGGACAGUCAGGUCAACAACCUGUUUGUCAAGUCCAAUAACGUGGUUCAGAAGAGCAUCCUGAACUGGAGGCUGUCGGCCAAGAACACCUCCAGACGAGACUCCGGCAUCACCACCUCCAAAGACUACAGGAAUAUUAUCGAGAGGCUGCAGGACAUCGUGUCGGCGUUGGAGGAUCGUCUGAGGCCUCUGGUCCAGGCUGAACUCUCGGUGUUGGUGGACGUCCUGCAUCGUCCAGAGCUGCUCUUCCCCGAGAACACGGACGCUCGCAAAAAAUGCGAAAGCGGAGGUUUCAUAUCGAAACUGAUCAAACACACCAAACAGCUCCUGGAGGAGAACGAGGAGCGCUUGUGCAUUAAAGUCCUGCAGACCUUAAGGGAAAUGAUGACCAAGGAUCGCGGCUACGGAGAAAAGCUGAUUGCCUUUGAUGAUGAGAUGGAUGUGGCUGAGCUGGCACCUCCACCAGAUCCUGAAGUCCCCGCUGAGGAGCUUGAUCCCAACCUGCCACAGAAGCAACUGGAGGAUCAGAGGAGGGGGGAAGCUCUGCGCCAGAUCUUGGUCAAUCGAUAUUACGGGAAUGUCAAACCUGGACAGCGACGUGACAGUCUGACGACCUUCAGCAACGGUCCAAUCACUCCCAGCGCUCAAGGAAAAUCCCCCACAGUGGUCAGCUCUGGCAUCGGCGGUCGCGGGGAGCUGAGUUUGGCCGACGUCCAGUGCCACCUGGACAAAGAAGGAGCCUCCGACCUGGUCAUCGACCUCAUCAUGAACGCCACCAGCGACCGGAUCUUCCAGGAGAGCAUUCUGCUGGCCAUAGCGCUGCUGGAGGGUGGGAACACGGUCAUCCAGCGUUCGUUCUACCAGCGUUUAACGGGCGACAACAAGUCUGAAAAGUUCUUCAAGGUGUUUUAUGAGCGGAUGAAGUUGGCCCAGCAGGAGAUUAAAGCCACGGUGACAGUCAACACCAGUGACCUGGGCAGCAAGAAGAAGGACGAGGAGCCGCCGGACAAAGACACACCGGCACGAAAGAAAGUCAAAGAUGUCCCCAUGGUGGCAGUCGUCACCGAGGAGGUGAAGGAGCAGCUGGUCGAAGCCACCGCCGUCACCAAAAAGGCCUUCACCACAUACCGCCGUGAGGCCGAGGCCGAGGAGCACCAGGCGGCGGCAGACGGCGCCCCCCUCCCGAGCGCCGAUAAGAGCCAGGAGGAAGGCGAGAUGAGCGUCAUCAUCACCAUCAUGCAGCCCAUCCUGCGCCUCAUGCAGCUGCUCUGUGAGAACCACAACAGAGACCUGCAGAAUUUUCUGCGCAACCAAAACAACAAGAACAACUAUAACCUGGUGUGUGAGACGCUUCAGUUCCUGGACUGUAUCUGCGGCAGCACCACCGGAGGGCUGGGGCUUCUGGGACUUUACAUCAACGAGAAGAACGUGGGCCUCAUCAACCAGACCGUGGAGAGUCUGACUGAGUACUGCCAGGGUCCCUGUCACGAGAACCAGAACUGCAUCGCCACUCAUGAAUGCAACGGUAUCGACAUCAUCAUCGCCCUCAUCCUCAAUGACAUCAAUCCCCUCGGAAAGAAGAGGAUGGACCUGGUCCUGGAACUCAAAAAUAACGCUUCCAAGCUGCUUCUCGCUAUAAUGGAGAGUCGUCACGACAGCGAGAACGCCGAGAGGAUUCUGUACAACAUGAGGCCCAAAGAGCUGGUGGAAGUGAUAAAAAAGGCCUACAUGCAGGGUGAGAUCGAGGUGGAGGAGCCAGCGGAGGGAGAGGACGGAGAGGAGGAGCAUUCAGCAUCUCCACGCAACGUCGGACACAACAUCUAUAUCUUAGCACAUCAGUUAGCGCGUCACAACAAGGAACUGCAGGCCAUGUUGAAGCCCGGUGGGACGUACGGAGAAGGCGACGAGGCCCUGGAGUUUUACGCCAAACACACGGCUCAGAUUGAGAUCGUCCGACUCGAUCGCACCAUGGAGCAGAUCGUCUUCCCCGUCCCCAACAUCUGCGAGUUUCUUACCCAGGAGUCCAAGCUUCGUGUCUAUUACACCACAGAACGGGACGAACAAGGCAGUAAGAUUAAUGACUUCUUCUUGCGUUCUGAGGACCUCUUCAAUGAGAUGAACUGGCAGAAGAAGCUGCGAGGUACUCAAGAGGCCACUGGUAACACAAACACCGUUCCCUCCCAGCCCAUCCUCUACUGGUGCUCCAGGAACAUGUCCUUCUGGAGCAGCAUCUCCUUCAACCUGGCUGUGCUCAUGAACCUGCUCGUGGCCUUUUUCUACCCACUGGAAGGAGUCCGUGGAGGUACUCUGGAGCCCCACCUCUCCGCCCUCCUCUGGAUGGCCAUGCUGGUUUCCUUGGCAAUCGUCAUCGUCCUGCCUCAGCCUCACGGCAUCCGGGCGCUCAUCGCCUCCACCAUCCUGCGCCUCAUCUUUUCUGUCGGACUAGAGCCCACGUUACUGCUGCUCGGGGGUUUUAAUUUAUGUAACAAAGUCAUCUUCCUGAUGAGCUUCGUUGGGAACCGUGGAACCUUUACUCGCGGCUACAAAGCCAUGAUCAUGGACGUGGAGUUCCUGUAUCACCUGCUCUACCUGAUCAUCUGUAGCUUGGGGGUCUUUGUCCAUGUGUUCUUUUACAGCCUGCUGCUGUUUGAUCUGGUUUACCGUGAGGAGACCCUGCUGAACGUGAUCAAGAGCGUAACCCGCAAUGGCCGCUCGAUCGUCCUCACCGCCGUGCUGGCUCUCAUCCUCGUCUACCUCUUCUCCAUUGUGGGCUACAUCUUCUUUAAAGACGAUUUCAUUCUGGCUGUGGACAGGAUACCCAAUAAAACACUAGAGCAUGGGGCGAGUAUGGUGGGGGAGUUCUUCUCUGGCGGAGUUUGUCAGAAAGAAAACGGAGAAAACUGUUCAACAGAAGGCGUGAUGGAUGGUACGUGGACAGAAGUGAAAGCGUCCCUCGCCGUCCAGCCGUCGGCCGUGGUGAUCGAGGACAAGGAGCGGACAUGUGACUCCCUCCUCAUGUGCAUCGUCACUGUGUUGAGUCACGGCCUGAGGAGUGGAGGAGGUGUCGGAGACGUCCUGCGGAAACCGUCCAAAGAGGAGCCGCUCUUCGCCGCCAGAGUCAUCUACGACCUGCUCUUCUUCUUCAUGGUCAUCAUCAUCGUCCUCAACCUCAUCUUCGGUGUCAUCAUCGACACGUUCGCCGACUUGAGGAGCGAGAAACAGAAAAAGGAGGAAAUCCUGAAGACGACUUGUUUUAUUUGCGGUCUUGAGCGAGAUAAGUUCGACAAUAAGACGGUCACGUUCGAGGAGCACAUUAAGGUGGAACACAACAUGUGGCACUACCUGUUCUUCAUCGUCCUGGUGAAGGUGAAGGAUUCGACCGAGUACACGGGCCCCGAGAGCUACGUGGCCGAAAUGAUCAGGGACCAUAACUUGGACUGGUUUCCUCGGAUGCGUGCCAUGUCGUUGGUGAGCAGCGAUGCCGACGGCGAACAGAACGAGAUCCGGAACCUGCAAGAGAAGCUGGAGUCGACCAUGAAGCUGGUGUCCAACCUGUCGGGUCAGCUGACCGAGCUCAAGGAACAGAUGACAGAACAGAGGAAGCAGAAGCAGCGGAUCGGCCUGUUGGGACACCCUCAGCACAUGAACGUCAACCCCCAGCAGCCCGCGUAGGACCGAGCGGCUCGGUGGCCACGGCGGCGUGUUGCACGUAACAUAACCUGCACUGAGUGUGAGUGUAACUUGUAACGGUAGGGAAACACUGUAACUUAGCUAGUCAUAAGGCGAUGUGUAGCUCUACCCCACGCAUGUGUUACUGUAAACUGUAACACCCGGCCCGUUCGGUCUGUUUGGUGCCAAAUGUUUUCUACGUAGACAAAAAAAAAACAAAAAAAAAACACCACCAACAAAAAAAAAAAAAAAAAACUCAUCACAUGGCCUUUACUAGUUAACACACAACAAAUCUGACUGGACGUUUGUUGUUCUGUUUUUUUUUAAUGUGAUUUAAUUUAUUUAAUUUUUUUUUUUUUUUUAUAUAUAUAUAUAUUUCCGGCCUGAAUAGCAGUAUUAAAUGUCUUAUUUUUGUAUGUUGUGCAAUAUAUAAACUUAAAUAUGCAACCUCAUCGGUGAUCCAUUCCGAAUUACGUCGUAUUAAAAGCCAAUGUUACCUUCACUGUCACCGGAUAUAAUAGGGAGUUUAUGAUUGUCUUUACUUAAACUAAUGUAGAGAUAAUAUUUAAUAAGCUGGCCUUCUCUAUUUUACUUUUCUCCUCUUAUUUCUCGAAAAAAAAAACAUGUACUUUUGGGUGUAACGUGCACUCAUUAGAGGUAGUAUAUUGUGCGAGAGCAAUAUAUACGAAUAGUUUUCUUAUUUUACGCUAAUUUUUUCCUCGUUAUUUAACUGAUUUAGAUUGUUGUCGGGACCGUCCGUCAGAUACAGAUGCUUUUACAUUUUGCUCAGGAGCUGUGGAACUUGUAUUUAUUUGCGUUAGAUUUCCUCACUUUCCAUACGUGCCUGUUUUUUGUUUUUUUUUGUUUUUUUGUUUUGUUUUUUCCCUCAUUUCGACUCUGUUCGCUUGAUGUCCUCAUUCAGAUGUCACGCUACAGUUGGAUUUUUUUUUUGUACGACUUUGAAUUUGUCGCUUGUCUUUGCUUUUGUAUAGAAAAUGAGAUGAAUGUUAAGAUUAAUUAAAAUACGAAGCACAGUCCAUUUGUAUAUUAAAGUAGAAUUAUUUAUUAAAACUCAUGUGUUUA
Messenger RNA from Sphaeramia orbicularis (orbiculate cardinalfish), 9678 nucleotides. It is a transcript of the gene itpr1b, whose product is annotated as inositol 1,4,5-trisphosphate receptor, type 1b. The record is from RefSeq and is a predicted model, not a curated record. Gene Ontology annotation, cellular component: membrane; endoplasmic reticulum. Bases 184 to 8598 code for a protein of 2804 amino acids. NCBI's taxonomy places the organism in Eukaryota, Metazoa, Chordata, Actinopteri, Kurtiformes, Apogonidae. Gene Ontology annotation, biological process: calcium ion transmembrane transport. Gene Ontology annotation, molecular function: inositol 1,4,5-trisphosphate-gated calcium channel activity; inositol 1,4,5 trisphosphate binding. The transcript has 64 exons.